AUGGCUUUGAACAUCGAACCCCCAACUGGCAAUUUCCCUGCUUCUGGCGGCAAAGCGUCUCACGAGCUCAGCAAUGUCACUGAUACUCGCUUGGCUUUCAAGGUAAUUUUGUUUUAGUACUGUUUUUGGGUUAGGUACCGUUUUUUAUGCGUUUUUGGUAUGUUUUGUGCAAUUUAGGGAUAUACGACUUUUGUUGACAUAAUGGCCUAGGAAAGCGUACAUCGUACUGUUAUUCGUAAUUUGAUUUAACAUAUUGCUAAACUAAAAUUUUUUAGGUCAAGAGUUCGAACAAUGAACAUUACCGUGUAAAGCCGGUCUACGGUUUUAUUCCGCCAAAAGAAAAGACCAGCAUCGAGGUGAUCCGUUUGAAUGGUCCCCCAAAGGAAGACAAACUCGUGGUUCAGUGGGCUGAGGUACCAGCCGAGGAAGAUGACGCACAAGCUCCAUUCAAGGCCGGCGCUCAAGCUGGCGAAGUGAUUCUGCUCAUCAAGGCCGAAUGA
Molecule: messenger RNA, 500 nt
Organism: Bursaphelenchus okinawaensis
Lineage: Eukaryota; Metazoa; Nematoda; Chromadorea; Rhabditida; Aphelenchoididae
Source: the annotation of a GenBank genome assembly